CUGUGUUGAAUUCACAUUCAUUUCGUGCGAUGUGAAAAAUAAAAAUGGCUGUAAAUAUCUUGAUAUCUGAGCGCUAUCGGUGAAAAAUAAUAGUUUGACAGUGUUUUUGAGCAAAUUCUAGCCCGAAACUUGGUGCCGUAGGUGGACAUUUGUGCCGCGGACACCGGAGUGGUGGAAUUUGGCCAUUUUGACCCGUGGAAAGUGGACUUUUGUCAAGUUGAAUGAUUUACUACGGUGGUGUCUUUUAUUGACGCGGAUUUUUUUUCUUCUCAAGUGAAGUGAUAGUUAUUCAACAAAUUACAAACUAAAGUCAGAAGCAACUCGUGGAGCCAAGGAAGCAUACGAAGAAGAAUAAGAAGCAAGGAGUUGUAUUAUAGAAAUCAUAACGAGUGGAAGGCAGUGUGAGCUGGAAGAAGAAUUAUCGGAAAUUAGUGCUGGUGCGAACAUCUGCGUGUUCGACGUUGUUGUAAAUAUCUGAUUGGAGGGAUGAAAAGUAUCAAAUAAGUCCAUUAUCUCCCUCAAUACCUGUACAGAGUGCUAAAGAAUAAUUCAAAUAAUCGAUAUCGUUACUCAAAGCGGAGAGUGCUAUACGCGGCCGAGUGGAAGAGGAGAAGGAAUCGAGAAGAUCUGGUUUCGGAGCGAAGCUCUGCAAUCAGUCUGUGUGUGCUUGUUAUAUUUAUGUGUAUGUGAAGAACCCAGCUGGGGAGUAAGAAGAACGAGCAGCUAAGUCAGCAUUGGAGUGGAGGAAAAGAAGAAGAAAGGUGGGCAACCCGAGAAAUGUUUCCAAAGUGAUGUAGCAGGAGGCAGCAAAAAGAAAUCACGUGUAAUCACUUUUGGCAGGCAGGCAACCAAGCCAGUAAAAGGGAAGAAUCGCGCAAAAUCUGGUUGGCCUUCUCUCUUUCUCUGUCGAGGAGAAGAAGACCCGGUCUUUAGAUAGUGUGUCGUAGUCGUUGUCGUCGUCGUCGUCGGCACCGUUGUCGUCGGCGCGCACACACACCUGUGUCAAGAUAGGGAAAAUGGACAAGGAUGGUGACAAGAAGGGUGGCGACAAGAAAGGUGGGCAAUCCGGAGCCGGCUUGGGAGGCGCAGCCGGUGUUCCGGAUCCUGCCUCACUGCUAGAUGCUGCUUCGUUGUUUGCAUACUGGGGUCGUGAUCCCUCGGCGAUGGCCGCAGCAGCAGCAUCAAAUCCUCUGUUCGGUUCCCAGUUCGCCAUGCCCGGCGGCCUCGGAGGUCUGAUGCCGAAUUCGGCGGGUGCAUCCGGUGCUGGUUCGGAUCGGUACCAGAUGUCCCACUCGCACCCGAACACGAUGGCCGUGGCCGCUUCUCAGGCAGCCUCCCUGGCCGGUUUGCAUUCCAGUUGGUGGUCCAUGGCCCAGCUUGCGGCACAGGAUUACUUUGCCCGGUUGCAGGCAUCCGGUAUGUCCCAGUUACAGUUUCCGCAUGGUGCAGCCGAUCUGGCCGGGGCAUUCCCCGGCGGUCUGGGCAGUCUGGGUGCGAUGAGUUCUGGAGGUGCCGGAGGAUCCGCUGCUGCGGGCAACAGCGGAGGUGGCGGUGCCAAUGGGAAGGGUUCCGGCGGCAGCAAAGGAAAAAAGCGGGACCGAAGUAGCAACAGUAGCAGUAGUAAUGCGAGCAGUACCGGUGGUGCCGGUGGAAUGGGUGGAUCGAAUUCGGCGGGUUAUAAGAAUUCAUCCUCCCCGUCGGUGUCGCAAGCGGCGGCAGCAGCCGCCUACAAGCAGUCCCUCUAUAGUCAGGCCACUCUUCACAAGGAGCUGAUGGCGAUUACGGCGGCAGCAGCCGCAGCACAAAGUCAGCAAGGUGCUUCCGGUGGAAUGACCGGUGGUGCCGGCACCGGAGGUCAGUCAGGAUCAUCGAAAUCCAAGUCGUCUUCAUCGUCACACGGCAGCGGCGGUGGCAGUGGAGGUGGCCGAGGUGGCGGAGGAGGUGGUGGUGGUGGAGGAGGUGGCGGCGGUGGUAAUUCGAACUUAAAUGAUAUGCUCUCGAUGACGAGGGGUUCGUCGGCGUCGCCGUCGGUGAACUCGUCCAAAUCGCAACAGCCAUCGCCGAGUGUGACCAUUAGUGCCAGUAAUCUAUCCAACUCGUCAUCCGGUAAUCACCUACAGAAUAUGUCCCGUUCGGGGAAGGACUCCGGCGGUGGCAAAGGUGGUGGAGGAGGAGGAGGAGGAGGUGGUGGUUCAGCGUCGGAUAUGAGCUUAAGUGCUUCGAUGAACGCCCUGAACACACUGUCCCAGUUUGGCAACCUGGACCUCGCGACGCAGCAAAACGUCACGGCAACGAUGAACGCGCUGGCCGCCAGUUCAGCCAAGGCGAAGGACUACAUGUCCUCCGGAAUACUCAAUUUCAAUUCCAGCGAUCCGUCCUCGCUGCUAGGGGUGCGAUUACCACCGGACACGGAGAUUAUCAAGUACACCAGCUCGAUUGUCGGACCGAAGGCCUCGGGUACGGGCGGUCGGGGAAAUAAACGAGCCCGGAUGGAAUCGAACGAAUACGCACAGCAAGGGGCGACGUCCGGGGGCUCCAUGUCUUCCACCGGUAAUAACAACAACAGCGGUGGUGGGGCAAGUAAUCUCUCCGGACUGGGUGCUAUGGGAUCCGGCGGUGGUGGUUCCACCGGUAGCGGAAAUAAUAACGAUCGAAUAGAAGUCAUCAAACUGCCACCGACCAUCACGUCCAAUGGGGUGUACAAUGCUGGAAAAGGCAAAGACUCCAUGUCCGAGCAAAUCAACGAAUGGGCCGGUUUGAAUCUCAGUGCAAAAUCCUCAUCGUCGAUGGCCUCUUCGCUGGCAGCGGCUGCAGCUGCAGCCGUGGCAGCUGCCGUCAACGAACCACAAGACGAUGCUCCGUUGAAUCUGUCGAUGAAACCGUCGAAGUCGUCGGAUAACCGAGAAUCGCCUGCCCCUCCUUCCGGUUCGUCGACACCCAGUGCCAACAGUUUACAAAGUCUCAGCACAAUCACGGCCGCCCUCGGAGGGUCCGGUGGCUCCUCCGAUAAUACCCCACGAUCUCGUCGAAAAUCCAACAAUAAGAACCGCUCGUCGGCCGCGGCGGCGGCUGCGGCAGCAGCGUCGUCGGAUCCGGCGGUUUCGUCCGCUGGGUUCGCCCUGGGUGGCAGCGCUUCCUCCGAUGGCGCCGGUAACUUGAACAAUUCCCUCCACAGUAGUACCAUCAGUUCGCUGCUAUUGGCCGCAAGCGGUGCCAAUAGCGGAACUACCGCUACCGCUAGUAGCAGUAGCAGCAGCAGUGGCAAUGGGAUCCUCCAAUCAUCCGGUGGAAGCGUUGUCGCCAGCCAGCUCGGGCUCAACAGCUCCCUGUCCGAGCUGUUGAAGAUCUCCAAUUACGAAGAGAGCGACUAUGCGGCGCUGACUGGAUCUUCCCAAUUCAAGGAAGGUCGACCACGCAACUUGGGCCGAGGCGUAUCCAAACCUAAGAAGAACACUGUAGCAUCACUUCUGGCACAAAGCCGUGCGGUGGGUUCGAAGCCACUGACCGCACAGCAACUACUCACCCAGGAAGCGGAAAUUGAAAAACUUCGCCAAGCAAUGAUCGAUGCUAGUCAAUCGAUGGAUAGUACCAGCAACACCAACACUGACACGGAGAGCGUGGCCGAGAGUGGCAUGUCCGAAUCGGAGGGCGAAGAGCAAAUCAAUAUCAAGGAUCUGCGGGUACCCCUGGAAAAGGGAUGGCGCCGGGAGACGGUCAUCCGAGGCCUUACCAAGAACGGCCAAAUCAAAGGGGACGUGUUCUACUAUCCGCCGCAGAGUUUGAACAAGAUGAAGGGCAUGAAUCAGGUGCAGUUGUAUUUGGACCAAUUCAAACCGAAGGACUUGACGCGGGACAACUUCAGCUUCUCGGCAAAGGCGAUCGUGGGAACGUUUCUGCAGCCGGCACCGCCUCCGUACGCCACCGAUGGCGAGUACAUCAAAAUGACGGAUGCGGAGGUGGCCAGGCGGCUGGAGGAGCUUAAAAUGUUCACCCGGCAUACGGCCUUGAAUGUGGAACAGCGAAUUGAGAUUGCCAAACAGCAGCAAGCCAUGCGGGAUGCCAAGAAGAUGGCCAAGGAUGAAAUCAGCAAGAAUAAAGAGAAGGCACGACAGGCUAAGGAAGCAGAACGAAACGAACGGCUAGAGCAGCAGCGAAGGGAACGGGAAUUGAAGAACCAACAAGCUUUGGAGGCUAAGAAGAAGCGAGAAGAGGAACUCGCUCGCCAAAAAGCCGAAGAAGCUGCCCGAAAACAGCAGGAGAAAGAACUGAAACGACAGCAGGCACUUUUGCAAAAAGAACAGGAACUGCAGAAACAGAAAGAGCUGAUGUACGCCGUUGAAAUGGAACGUGAACGCCGGCGGCAACAUAUGGCACUGAUCAAGCAACUGGAGCUGCGGCGGAAGUUUGAAGAAAAGGAGAAAAAGAAGCAUCAGGUCAUCUUGGACAAGUUGAUUCAACGCGAGAAGAAGCUUGCCAUGCGCAAGCGAGACACCAGUAUCCUGCUGGAAUUGAGAAAACCUCUGGAGGACUCCGAAAUUGGCGAUCAGACAGAGCUCUUCCAGCUGCCCAGGAUUCCGGGUCUCAAACUCACCGGACAGGGCUUCGCCGAUAUGCUGAUGGUAUUCGAAUUCCUGCACAACUUUGGCGAAACGCUCGGUUUUAGCGAAUCGACAGAAAUGGAAUCACUGCCAACGCUGCAAACUCUUCACUCGGCUCUGACGUGCGACAACGCCGUCGAAGCCGAGGAGGAACUCCUCUCUGUGAUGACGCACCUUCUGGUAUGCGCCAUUGAAGAUCCGGGAAUUCCCAAUCCCGGACGGCAUACCACCCUGCUGGGUCAAACCCUUCGGCAGGCCGAUAUUACCCACUCGAACGUGUCGGAGAUCUUACGGAUAUAUCUGUACGCCGUGGCACACGGUGAGGUGCGGCAGCAGAGUGGAAUCAAUCUGGAGCGGGAACGGGAAAGGCAUCAUUUGCCGACGGAGGAAGACAUCAAGACUGCCAGCGAUAAGAAUAGGCAGUUCUAUGAACUGCUCUCGGAGAACACCCGAUACAAGCUGUCGGAGUUGCUAAAGGAUAAGCCUUUCGUGUCUAUAAACCCGGCGACGAAGGCACAGAUUUUGGCCAUGCUCUGCAACGAUUUGCUGAUGAACAAGGCCGUUUGUAAGCAGAUCGAAGGAAGUUUGGAAACGCAAGCACAGUUGAAGAAGGAGCGCUACUUGUUGGAUAAUAAAAUAAGGAAGUACAAGAUGCUGGUGGCGCGGAAACAGCGGAUGGAGCAGUACGAGAAGGCACAGGCAGCUGCGUUGGAGAAAUCUCUUUCGAUGAAGGCGGCUGAAGAAGCGAAGAGGGCAGAAGAAGCAGCGGCAGUUGCGGUGAAUGUCGAAAGUAAUCCAGCGAUUCCUAUUGAGCAGCAACCGCAACUUGAGCAACAUCAGCUCCAGCAACAACCAGGGGAGGAGAAGACUGAAGGUGAAGUGGAGCUUGUGGAGGGUGCAACAGUCCCUGAAGCAGCUCCCACUGCUGUUCCUAUACCAGAAUUGGAGCAGAAUCACAAGGACGAAGAACCAAUAAUCUCCAGCCAAGAACAACCACUCAACAACGGAAUAAUUAUUCCAAUUGAGGAAAGUCCUAUUAAAGCACCACCUCCUACUCCGAUGCUCGACGAUUCGUCAAUGAAACCGAAGGAGAUGAGUUUCAACGAAAUGAGUGACAUUUCCGGUUUGAAUGUGUCCCAGCAGCAAUCUACGGGCGGUGGCGAUAUGGACAAUCCUUUCUCCAAAUCGAUGAUCCACGAUGCUCCGAGCGAGCGGAAUGACGAGGACAAUAGCGAUCUGGAGAGUGAGGGAACUCAGCUGGAAGAGGACGAAGAUGCUCAACUGACGGCCGAGGAAGCGCAGCGAAAGUAUGAAAGAAUCUUGGAAACGUCCUUCCAAAACAAGCAACAGCUGGAAAAUGCUUUGAAUCAACUACGGGUGAAAUGCUUCGGUCAGGAUCGAUACUGGCGCCGCUAUUGGAAUCUCGGUAAGUGUGGCGGAAUCUACGUGGAAGCGAUGGAAUCCACUCAACCGGAUAUGUACAAAUACGAGAAUGCUCUAGAGGAGCUUCAUGCUAGUCAGGAAACAGUACCGGUGGAGGAACCAGCUGUACCUGAGGAGGAAGCUCCACCAGUGGAGGAACCAAUGGAGCAAGACAUUCCCCCCGAGGACGACAUUCCUCGCUUCAUCCCGACGAUAGCGGACAUUGUGAAACGGGAUCGCGACAAGAAUAAAGAAAACAAAGAUUCCAACGAUUUCCCGCAUCAUAUCGGUCUGGAGGAACGCAAACGGAAGCGUUCCGGCAGGAGUAAGAAGAAGCACGAGUUCUUCAACCAGGAGAGUGCAAAUGACAGCGAAUCGCAAGACGUCCAAGAGGAAGACAACUCGCGAAACAGUUUCAGCAAUUGCGAGGAAACUAGAACCGACUCACAGUCGGAAGCCGAGCCACCGUCGCAACCCAUGCCUGUACCGGUGGAAGAUCCACAGAAACUAGCACCCGUGGUGGCGGCGGCGGCGGCGGUGGCAGCGGCGAUGGUAAUCCAGGAACCACCGGUUCCAGCUCCCAUUCAGUUGGGGGCCAAGAAGAAACGCGAUGAUGACCACCACCUGAUGGACAUUGAGGAUUCCAUUCCGACGGCUAUUCUAGUACAAAAAGGAAACAACCACGACGAGACCAAGAUUGUCGAGGUAAACAACCAGAUCGGUGGCGUCAAUGUGAACCGGCAGCAGGACGAUGGAGAUGUCCAACUGGUUCAGGAGGAAACCCCCACCAUCACCAUACCGGAUGACGACACCGAAAGUGGCGACGCGAACCGACACGGUAGCAGCGAGCAGAUGGCAACCAACAAUUCAAUGAUGACGAUGAUGACGACGACAGCGAACAACGGUGAAAGUGGAAGCAACUGUGAUAUUAAGCCAAAGCUGGAGAACGGUGAAAUCGGAGCCUCCGCUGGCGAACUGGGCGAGAUCUGUGCUGGUGGGAACGACGUCGAAAUGGGGGAAAUCAAGAACGAGAAGUUGGUCAAGUUUGAGUUCAAGAGAGACGAUGACUGCAUGAUGGAACGGUGGUUCUCGAUCGUUGAUAAGGAUCUUCCGCUGAGCAGCACGGAGUGUCCGCUUCCUUCGCUCAAAGGAACCAGUCCGGCCGCGAUGGCCCGUCAAGUGUAUACGAACAUUACCUGCAAGGAGAUCUGCCAGGCACAGGGCAACCGAUGGGACAUCGGUAACAACAUCCAGUUCUUCAGCGUCCCACUGGAGAAGGGAGUUGAGAUUCACUUCAAAAACGAAUCCUUUUUGUCCCUGUCCGGGUUGGACGACGGGGAAAUGAACGAUGUGAUCGCGAAGCGGAUCAAGAAGGAUCCGGAACAGUUGGCUGAUUUGAAACCACCGCUAAUACCGGUGACCACGAAGCGAGAAUCAACUGACGAAAGCCAAACGGAUGUUAAAUCCGAAAUCAAACAGGAAGGUGAACCGGAGGAAUUUGGAUCCUUUUCGCUUCCUGCGUACAUGACACUAACGCUAAGCAACCUGACUGCCUACGUGCAGUGCGAUCAGUUUCAACCGCUGCAGAUGACCCCUGAGGAGGAGAAGCGAUUGGAAGAGAUCAAAAUCCGUGGCUUCCUGGAGAAACCGGAAGUCAGGCCUAUCCCGAGAGACUUUCGUCACGGUUGGUGGAAAAUCAACGAUAUCGACGAGCUGAACGAACUGAUAAGGUCGCUUAAUUCACGAGGUGUACGGGAGCGAAGCCUACGGCAAAAUUUGCUGGAAUCGUUGUCGGAAAGUGUGAAUCUGACUACUCCGUACCCCGUUUCUCACCUGAGAGGUCCCGUGCCACAGAACACUUGGACCGCAACGGAGGCCUGGAAUGCCUGGCGCCCAGCGAUUGCUCGAAGGGUGGAAGUCGCCCUUCUAGAUCAGAUCGAAGCCAUGGAAGAUAAGGUGGCAUCGGCCUCGAUGCAAAUCAAGGGUUGGCAAGUGCCCCAACGGGAUAACGAGAGCGAAAACGAACUCGCGGAAGAAGUUACGAUCGAUAUUCUUCGGGAGCGGAUCUCCGGACUGGAGGCGGCUAUCGAAAGGCGUUAUCUCAAGCCGCCACUGGGAGUCAACACAACGGAAGCACAGAUGGCCGUCAUUGCACAACAGGAGUCGCACCAUCACUCGCUGGCAAAUGCAUCCACCUGCUCAAACAGCUCGGAAGAUGAAAACAUUCCGAAAGGUCUCGUGUCCUGGCGCGACGCAGUCGAACGAUCGGUCACUACCGCCCAACUCUCGAUGGCACUGUACGUGCUUGAAUCGUGUGUCGCGUGGGACAAGAGCAUCAUGAAGGCGAAUUGCCAGUUCUGUCAGUCGGGUGAGCAGGAGGACAAGCUACUACUGUGCGAUGGAUGCGAUCGGGGCUACCAUACGUACUGCUUUAAGCCACGAAUGGACAAGAUUCCCGAUGGUGAUUGGUAUUGCUUUGAGUGUAAAAAUAAGGCCACCGGUGAUCGUAAGUGUAUAGUCUGUGGCGGCUUGCGACCGCCACCGUUAGGUAAGAUGGUCUACUGUGAGCUAUGCCCCCGGGCAUACCACCAGGACUGCUAUAUUCCACCCCUGUUGAAGUACCCUCGUGGUAAAUGGUACUGCCAGAACUGCAUCUCGAAAGCCCCACCCAAGAAGAAGCCUCAGCGAAAGCCGAAGGACAGCAAGCAAAAUCACAACUCAUCCUCAACGCAACUGAAUCAAUCCAACCUGAGCAAUCAAUCAGCGAACCUUUCGUUGAAUUCCUCCCACGAAGAAAUCCCACCAGCGACGCCGACGUCCGGUAUGCCCGGAACGCCACUGUCCAAUCCCGGUUCCAACGUUAACUCCACCCCAUUAAGUCCAGCACAUUCAGUAGCAUCCACGACCCAUGAAGAGCCACCGUCGACUGUCCCCGUCAGCCAACAGUGUUCAACAACGAUGCCAUUGCAGUCAGAUUUCAGUCAGCAUCAGCAACCGCAGCAGCCAAUUGCAUUUCCACAGCAAACGCAAUACGCCAAUCUCGAGGGAACGCCAGUUUCCAGCGUACUAAACAGUUUCCAACUGCCACCGCCGGUGGCCAGUAGUUACGAUCCUCAGCAACAGUAUCAGCAGUACUAUCAAUCUCAGCAACACCAACAACAUCACCACCAGUUUUACCAGCAGCAAAUGUCCGAGUACAACACACUCGCCCAGCAGCACCAGCAGUCUCAGCAUGAAUCUCAUCUAUUUCAACCGGCCCACAACAGUGGCGGAAAUGUUGCCAACACAGUUCCACCCAUACCUGACCAUAGCAACAGUAUGGAAAACAGCAGCCUGAACAUUUCGAUGGGCAGCAACGAUGGCUCGCACUACGACGGUCACCAGACGCCGCAACAGCUGCCCUGUCAGGACAACAGUAGCAUGGCCACGUCCACGCCAACGUCGGGAUCGGCCGGAUCAGCCGAAUACUAUUCGCCUUCGAGUGCGAAUGCUUGCGCUUCCGGAUCCGGGUAUGAUUCGGAAAAGCACGCCGAAUUAUGCGAAGAACAAAUGCCAGCGGGUCUGGUACCCGGCGGCGGCAGUGCGGGCAGCGUCGGUGGCGGCAGCUGCAGUAGCAGCAGCAGUUCGCACAAAUCCGACAAAAAGGACAAGAAGGAACGGGACGAAGCGAAGGAACUGGCCAAGAAGGAGAAGAAGGCCACCAAGAAGCUGAUCAAGGAGUUGGCCCCGUGCAAGACGGUUCUGGAGGAGAUGGAGGUGCACGAGGAUUCUUGGCCGUUUCUGCUGCCGGUGAAUACCAAACAGUUCGCCACGUACCGCAAGGUCAUCAAGUACCCGAUGGAUUUGUCGACCAUCAAAAAGCGUCUGCAGGACUUGGUCUACAAAUCGCGCGAUGACUUCAUCGUCGACGUCCGGCAGAUAUUCGACAACUGCGAAAUGUUCAACGAGGACGACUCGCCGGUCGGCAUUGCCGGCCACGGGAUGCGCAAGUACUUCGAGCAGCGUUGGGCCGAGCUAACCGAGAAGCACGCGUCAUGAUAUCACGCUACCGGUGGAGCAGCAGUAGCAGCCGCAACAUCGGGUGUAACGUCAGCAGUAACAACCUUGCUGGAGGAGGGAGUUGCUCCGGAGGUUGAGUAUCCAUCGGAGGAAUGCCACCGGUCGCAACAGUUGUUGGAAGAGCAGGAUGAUGGUGGUGAUGGCUUGGCAGAGUCGUCGAUUGCGAUCGCUACGGCGAAGUUUGACCACCAAGAGGAAGAAGGCGGUGGUGGUCUGGAAGCGGCGUUGAUGGUUUUGGAAGAUGAACCGGAAUAGUUGGAGCAGCGAGCAGAGAUGCGGCGAUGAGAUUUUGUGAACGAUAGUUUUCUUUAGAUUAAUUUGAUUUCGCUUUAUUAUAGGAAUCUCGCCAAGCGAGAGCGCAUUACUACUGACUGUGUUUGUGAGGAAAAUACCGUUGCAGUAUUUUUUCGAUAAAAUUUUCACCGGAUCUUCUUUUUUUCAUCGAACUAAAAUUUUCGUUUCUGGAAGAUUUUUAAGUGAAGUUGCAGGCGCAAAUUACGAUUUUCUUUUUCCGGGGAAAACUUUUCAGUAUUGAUCGCAGAAUCGAGGUUGGAAGCUGUUCCACUUGAAGGAGACACGAACCAGACGAGAUAAGUUUUUUGAAACCUUUGGAAAGCAUUUUGGAGUAAGAUCAAAAUUAUUUAAACGAAAAAAUAAUAUCAAAAAAUCAUAAACUCAAAACAUAAACUUAAAUGUAUUCAAGCAAGAAAAUAGACUGUUUUACAAAUAAAGAAAAAGAUAACUUAUUAAUCUAGAAAACUCCCCCUUUACCUUUAGCAUUAUGUGGUUCUCAAGCCAGCCAGCGUUAUAGUACUACUACUACUGCUACUAACAAAAACAAAUGAUACCCUCUAAAUUGCAUCAAAUUUAGACACUCCACUCCAUUUAAAAAUAAACAGAUCACAUGUAAUCACUAUCCCAUGUGUGAGGCAUCGUCACCGACACAAUUUUGGUCGGAAUAAGUGAACGAAAAUCAUCGUGUAGAAGUCUACAUUUAUAUUUUUAUCGCAUAGGACCUUGUUUCCAUCCCUUUCCACAAACUAUAACAGAAUAAAUGACUAAAACUAUGUAAUUAAAACGAAAUCUCCCCUCCCAAGCUGCCGCCCGAUAGCGGGAGCCCUCCGGAGGCAGCGCUCCAAAACGCAAAAGAAAACUAAUUUGUAAAUAGUAGUAUUUAGUUACGAUUGGUAUCGUUAAGUGCAAAAGAAACACGUUUUUAAAUGAAAAAAGUGCAGAUCUAUUUAUAAGAAAGGACAAAUACAUACACAAACACACACACACAUACUAAUCAUGCACAUUUUUUUGCAGUAAUUUCAAUGCGGGGAAAGAAAGUGAUAAAUCAUCAUUUUGAAUCCCAUCGUUGCUUUUCCGUGCAUUUGUGCGUGUUUCACUUUUAGUUGUAUUUUGUAAUUAUUCAUCGAAUCCAUUCUUACUUAGUUCCGACUUUUUUUCUUCUUUCCGAUUGCUAGAGGAACGAUAUUUAUAUAAAAAAAAAAUCGUCGGAGAAGAGCAGCUGUAAGCCUGUUUGCAUUAACAACCUACAACAAUGAGUAGUUAACUUUUGUCCUGUUGUGUCGCCACACGUGUGUGGGGCACGCAAAAAUCUAAUAAAACUAAUUGAACCUAGAUCGUAACAAUGAUAAACCAAUUAAACGCAGAAGUAGUGAUUCAAUGUGAAUAUCUUUUAGUAAUGAUGUCGAUGUACUGAAUAAACUUUAAAACAAACUGGCUAGUGUGUUGUACUAAUUAAUGAUUAAAGUGCUGCUAGAAAGGUGUAGACUGCUCACACAAAAACGUAAGAAAUAAAAACGAACAAAAAACAUUGGCGGUUUGACUUGAGUUUAGUUGAUGUUUUUAUUUCGUCCAACUUGAAAAGCCCCAUUGCUGUGCGCUUUUUGCAUCGAUCGAUCUGCAUUACAAUACAUACACAUAACAUGCAUAACAUACAAGAUUAAAGCUACGUCCUUAGUUUUUAUUUAAUAGUAUUAUGAUAGUUUGUGUCGUCGCCUAACCGCCGCGUAGAAUGAAGAUAAUUAAACACACGAGAAAAGUAAGAGUAAUUGAAGAAAUUGAAAAGUAUGUUGAUAUAUAUACAUGUACAUAUUUCGAAGAUUUUGCGAGUAAGGUAAAAAAGCAUAGAAUAAAAUUAUGGAUGAAUAUUAGAA
This is a messenger RNA of Ochlerotatus camptorhynchus, 12244 nucleotides long. It is a transcript of the gene tou, whose product is annotated as toutatis. Lineage: Eukaryota; Metazoa; Arthropoda; Insecta; Diptera; Culicidae. The coding region runs from base 1017 to 10058 and encodes 3013 amino acids. The transcript is spliced from 29 exons. Gene Ontology annotation, molecular function: DNA binding; protein binding. The record is from RefSeq and is a predicted model, not a curated record. Gene Ontology annotation, cellular component: chromatin.